GGGGAGGAAAUGCUGCCUACCACUCCAACUGAUUCUGCUCCGUCUCGAACUGGUGCUCUUCGAACUGGAGCCACCAGUCUGUGGUCCAACGUCACAAAAACAGCCUCCUCUGUGCUAACUUCUCGAGCAUCUUCGAUUGAUUCCACUACCGCCGCCACCUCCGUUGAACAACCUACAAAUUCACAUUCCACUGCUCACCAGACGGGCUCCCUCGCAUCCUCCCAAGCGCUGUCAUCACAUACAGCUCCUCAUGACGUCUACUCCGCCCUCCCACCUCUCACCGAUGGUUCCGUGUUCGAUUCCGCCCUACCAACUGAUGAUUGGGGUCUUCCCUUGGCUCUUUUCUCUCGGUCUUACCUAUUGCUUCCUUACAUUCCCCUCCAUGCCCUGGACAUACUUCUGGAACUUCGACGACCCUCCGAAGGUGACAUCACUCCCGAUCCCCUCGCCAUCUACAGUCGUCGUGUUAGGGGAUUUCUCUGCGGCACCACAAAUCCCCUCCUGAGCCAAAACACCCGAUUGGCUGAAGUCAUUGUCCACACUCUCCCUUUCCCCUCUACGGAGGCCUCCAAAGUGAUGGGUGGCGGAGAUUUCGCUCAACAGGCGGAUGGGCAAAGUGUGGACUCCUCAGGGGAUUUGGAGGCGGAAUCUACAGACUCCGGCCAAAGAUUGGGAAUGUCAUCUGAUUCCCAUUCCUCUAAUCGGACUGGGGGUGUUCUUUCCCGGUUACUGGCUGCUGCUGCUGCUGCUGCUAUGAUACUAUCCGGAGCUCAUUUAGGUUUACUGUGGCUUUAG
This is a messenger RNA of Rodentolepis nana, 795 nucleotides long. NCBI's taxonomy places the organism in Eukaryota, Metazoa, Platyhelminthes, Cestoda, Cyclophyllidea, Hymenolepididae. The record is from the annotation of a GenBank genome assembly.